This is a messenger RNA of Ostrinia furnacalis (Asian corn borer), 1869 nucleotides long. Its product is annotated as facilitated trehalose transporter Tret1-like. Gene Ontology annotation, molecular function: transmembrane transporter activity. Gene Ontology annotation, cellular component: membrane. Gene Ontology annotation, biological process: transmembrane transport. The record is from RefSeq and is a predicted model, not a curated record. NCBI's taxonomy places the organism in Eukaryota, Metazoa, Arthropoda, Insecta, Lepidoptera, Crambidae. Bases 102 to 1616 code for a protein of 504 amino acids. The transcript has 4 exons.
CUUCCUUGAUUUUACGCGUUUUAUUAUGGUUGUUAAGUGCUGGUGUAAAGUCACUUAGAUCUCUUCUAUUAUUAGUGUGAGUGGUGGUAGUCUCAGGCCCGAUGGAUGAAGUCAAAAAGAAAUCAAUAGUACCAUUCUUAAGACAAUGUUUCGUGACGGCUGGUGUAAGCCUGAACGUGCUCGGGCAUGGCGCUGUGGUGGGCUUCUCUGCCUUCCUCAUCCCAGGGCUUCGGCAACCGGACUCACAUAUCAAAACUACUUUGGCGGAUGAAUCUUCUAUUGCAUCCAUCGUGGGCAUCGCUCUGAUCGUGGGAAACCUGAUUAUGACGCUCAUCGCAGCGAGGUUAGGCCGGAAGAAAUCCCACAUCCUCACCACUAUCCCGAUCAUCAUUGGAUGGAUCAUCAUAGUCCUCGCCAACAGCGUCACAGCUCUCGUGUUUGCCAGGUUUCUCCAAGGAGUUUCCAUGGGGAUGCACGCGCCUCUAGGGUCAGUUAUAGUUGCCGAAAUGACCGAUCCUGCGAAUAGAGGAGCACUAAUCUCGUGUCUCUCUCUUUCAUUUGCCAUAGGAAACUUCAUCUGUCAUACGGUCGGAGGAUAUUUGACCUGGCAACAUAGCGCUCUGGCCAUGUUAAUCGUACCCUUUUCAAGUCUUAUAAUAAUUGUGCUGUCUCCAGAAUCACCGGCUUGGUUGAUCUCCAAAGGACGGAACGAUGAAGCCACAAAGGUUUUCUACUGGCUCCGAGGCAAAAGUGAAGAAGAAGACGCAGAGUUAGAAAGGAUGAUAACAGCACAGAGUGUGAUCAGGAAAUCAAGUGUCAUUGGGCAGGACUUGCCUUUCAAUACCCGAAUAAGAAGGUUCUUGAGAUACGUAAACGAGACCUUUAGGAAGCCUGAAUUCUACAAACCCAUUUUAAUUAUGAUGUUUGUGUAUAUUACUUUCCAAUUUUCUGGCACCAACGUCAUCAACUCGUAUGCAUUAGACAUCAUAAAGCAACUAGUUGGUCCCGAUGCAAACGCAAAAUUCCUUCUAAUGGCUAUGGAUGUCAACAGAAUUAUUUGCAGUUUGAUAGCUGUUUUCUUGAUGAGGAAGUUGAAUAGGCGGACUAUGUUAAUCGGAAGUGGAGCAGCGGUUAUUUUGUGCUACUAUGCAAAGGGAGCGUUUGUUCAAGCAAAGCAAAGUGGAAUACUGCCACCAGCACUAGAGGGGCAAUGGCUUCCCAUCCUGAUUUUGGCUGUCUACGUCACUAUGGCAGUUGGGUGUUCGAUAUUGCCUUUUGCGUUGGCUGGAGAGAUAUUUCCUCUGGCGUAUCGAGGGUUAGCUGGAGGAAUUAGCUCAACGCUAUGGUCUUUGAACUACUUCAUAGCUGUGAAGAGUUUUCCGAUUUUGGUCGUGAAUGUGGGACUACCUUUGACGUACUUGCUGUAUGGUUGUGUGAUGGUGGUCUGUUUGGUGUUUCUCUACUUUUCGUUGCCCGAGACGAAGGAUAAAACCCUGCAGGCGAUUGAGGAUGGGUUCCGUGGGUUGACGGCAGCAGACAAGAAGGCUGCGGAGCCGCUUGCAGAAGAAAGUAAGGAGACUAUGCGCAGGAACAGUUCUGUGAUAAUUAUCAAUUGAAGUGAUAGGGAAAUUAGGAAUUUUAUUAAACAUUAUUGUAAUAAUUGGGGUGUGUGGUCACCGACUGCUCACUGCCAUUUGAAAGCUUUUAAGAAGAAUAAAAUAAUAAUAAGCAUUUUAUAUGUAUAGAAAGACUCGAAAAUGUAGCCGACAGACUAAGUUACUUUAGCAUUAAAUGUACCUAAUGUUAGUAGGUAUAGAUUAUUAUCAUUUGUGAUAUUAUAUUAUUAGAAAAUAAAAGUUAUCUCAUUUU